Messenger RNA from Dermacentor albipictus, 2443 nucleotides. RefSeq lists its product as uncharacterized. The record is from RefSeq and is a predicted model, not a curated record. Lineage: Eukaryota; Metazoa; Arthropoda; Arachnida; Ixodida; Ixodidae. Gene Ontology annotation, molecular function: serine-type endopeptidase inhibitor activity.
CACCAUCAUUAGGAGAGUGCGAGGAGAGCGAGAGGAAGCAGCCAUGCUCGCUUCGUCCAGUAACCGAAGGUCGCAGCCACCGAGGUGUUCCUCGCCGCCCAGCAUGCGACGAGUGUACUUCCCUAAUACGACAAUCCAAGAUAGAAACGACAAAGCCAGCCCGAGCUCAUUGCAGACGUUCCCAGCGCUUUGUGGCAAGCACGUUCUGCUGACCCAGCCUAGUGCUCACAGCAGCUCGGCCACAGAUGGCUUUUGGGACCGCUACAGUCCGCAGCACUACAGGCCCGACUUGGCGCCUGUGGAUUCCUCUACGACUUCACUGUUCGGGAGACGUCCCCCAUCCCCAGCUGCGUUGAUCGCGGACCAACAGGCCAUCACUCACAGACCCUUUUCACCAAGACCAGGUCCACACUGCUCAAGCUCACCAUUCGGGAGCGGCUGGUCCGAUGACUUCGAUCAGCCUUCCUCAGACGCAACCUUCCAAGCAACGCCGCCCGCAGAGGACGGCGGCACUUCGGGGCUCUCCUGGCUACGCAACAUCGGCGUCGGCAUGCUGGUCGCUGCCAUACUGACCGUGGCGCUGACCAUGGCGCUGACCAUGGACCUACAGGACUCGGACAUCGGGCCGUGGCCAGCCACGCCGAUGCCGCGAGGGAUGGAGAACAUCGGCUCGAGAAAGAUCGCCAUCCCUCUGCGUCCGAUUAUCGUGCCGCAGGACCGAAGACACGGAGCGAUAUUCCGCCCCGUAUCUGAGGCGCACAACGUUACGCGACGUCUGCGACCUGCUCCGAGAUCGGAACCACCCCGCCUGCCAUGGCCCCAAGCCGAAAACAGAACGCUCUCGCACCGGUGCGGCCACCACUUCUAUACCUACUGCCACGAACGCCGCUACGAGGUCUACUACAGCGCCACCUUGCGCGCCUGCACUUCGACGGAGGCUGGCAGCGUGCACGUGUGCAACCACGGCGCCAACAGGUUCGCCAGCAUGGACAGCUGCCUGACCAGCUGCGUGCACGUCGCCAACGGGAGGCCUCAAGACCGUUGCUACGAGGCCACUCUCUUCGCCACCUGCUCUUGGCAGGACGCGACCGAGACGUGGUGGUACUACGACGGCACUGCCUGCGCCGAGUGGAACUUCCCGCUGGGCAACUGUCCGCUGCAGGACGAGCGGGUGUUCCGCACCCGCCUCGAGUGCGACGAGGCGUGUCUCCGUCGGCAGAGAGGCGGCGGGCGACGACGCUGCGACGCUCCCGACGCGGCCACGUGCACGCCGCCCCAGCUGAAGUACCCGUACUUCGCCAGCAUGCUGGCGAAUGGUGCCGCCCGCUGCGUCAGCGCGUCCGGUCACGAACUCAGCAGGCACCGCUGCCUCGUCGGGUCGAACCGAUUCGAGUCGGUGGCAAGCUGCGAACGGGCCUGUGUCAAUCCCUGACGCACUCCGCGAAGCAUCAGUGUAGUUUCGUACUUGCAGCCUGCAGGGUUGGAUCCGCGAAUAAAUAUGCCGCAAGCGCUGCUGUAUGUAAUGAAGCCGCAAGCGUUUCCUUAGCUGAUGGGCUAAAUUUGACCGCUUCUCCUCCUUCGCUACAACGCUUACAGCCGCUCGAAAACCGGCCACAUGGUCACAUAUACGCACAUAUUUAUUCAUUUCUAAUACAAUGGCCUACAAAAAACUAUGGAAAUCUAAGGCAUCAGUUAACCGCAAUAUCUAUUGGUGAUUUCGCGUGAGCGCUGUUUGUGUUUCUGUGACCUAAUUGUCCAUUUUUUUUACAGUGAAGUUGUUUGUAGGUAGGAUCUGCAAAGGACGUGUCCGAAAUGUUGACAAAAACAAAUUAUCAUGUGGGCCGUUCUUAGUGCAAGUGCAGAAAGGGUCCGAGUACCAGACGCCCAACACCUGUGUACCCUGCAUUGGGCGCACGUUGUUAGAUACGGGACCUUUUCCUGAGCCUCCUUCGAGUUCACCAGACCACAUCGAAUCGCGCCAGACCUAAGUAAGGAACGCAGAAGCAGAUCUACCCCGUUCCCGAGGCGCGGCACGUGCAAACGAGUUGGCGUCCCCCAUCUCGUGCGCCGCAGGUGGAGCUAUUCACUGCUUGACUCUUCCCGAAAGUGUAGCGGGAGCCUGGCACGGUUCCAGGUAACGCAGGUCCCGAGCAAAGCUGCUUUGCAGCACUGAAACGUCGCCUCCUUCAGCCUAUUGUGGCGGCGCUUGCAAGCCAGCAAGGCAAUACCGCAGAGAGAAGUAAGCACUCGGACAAUUGGGGCCCAAGGAGCGACCCUCAGUGCCGGGUGUGACACAAUCGCACGGGCGCCUACCAUCGGCCGAAAAUGGCGACACCUGAGCGAGCUCUCCGAUUGGCCGAAUGUGACGUGACUUCGACACCGAACGGCUUAAAAGCCAGAGACCGGGAGCAGCAAGAGAGCAUUGCUUGAUUCAUCUCUUUCG